Messenger RNA from Physeter macrocephalus (sperm whale), 5999 nucleotides. It is a transcript of the gene ZNF232, whose product is annotated as zinc finger protein 232. The coding region runs from base 4532 to 5956 and encodes 474 amino acids. Gene Ontology annotation, biological process: regulation of transcription by RNA polymerase II. The record is from RefSeq and is a predicted model, not a curated record. Gene Ontology annotation, molecular function: DNA-binding transcription factor activity, RNA polymerase II-specific; RNA polymerase II cis-regulatory region sequence-specific DNA binding. NCBI's taxonomy places the organism in Eukaryota, Metazoa, Chordata, Mammalia, Artiodactyla, Physeteridae. The transcript is spliced from 4 exons.
AGAGAGAGAGGGAGGGAGAGAGAAAGAGAGAAAGAAGGAAAGGAAGAAAGAAAGAAAGAAGGAAAGGAAGAAAGGAAAGGGAAGGGAAGAAAGAAAGAAAGAUGGAAGAGAGCAAAUUAGAGGCCAUAUCAUAAAAGGCAAAUUGUAGUGAGUUGGAAAGGCUCUUUCGACCAUCUGAACUAUUUCAAAGGAGUCAAGGCACUGUUGUAUGGUUUAAUCUUUGUGUUCUUAUAACUCAUCGGGUCUCCAGUCCAGUGACCUUUCUAUCCAUUGUCCCUCCCUGUUUUUCACCCUUUCCUAUUAGAUACCUCUGUCCAACACUUCAGCCACUCUUUUACCAAUAUCCUUUUUGCCUCAUUCGUCAGUCACGUGUACCUGGCCAAAACAAAACUACCAUGGACAGUCCUAAUUGUCCUUUCCUGAGCCUGCACCUGGGUUGAGGAAGAAAAUCACAAACCUAGGGAGACUUAUGCCUUUGGGCACUCAACACUAAUGCAAUCUCUAGUCGGCAGUCUCUCCCAUUGUCUGUAAGACCACUUAACACCUCCCCCUCUCUUUGCACAUCUAACCACCCACCCACCGCCCUUCUUAGCACAGGAUCUCUUCACAAAGAAAGUAGAGACCUUUGCACAGAAACAUUUUCAACUUUCUGCUUCCAUUCCUUUCCCUCACACAUCUCUCAUAUACUGUACCCAACUUUGCUCCCUUCUUAAUAGAACUGCCUUUUCUCAUAUCUAGGGGGUCACCUUUCUGUCUGUGCUUCCUAUCCCACUCCCUCUGGGACCUCACUGCAUCCCAUUAUCCCAUCUCCUUCCUGUAUCUUCACCUCUCUUCUCCACUGCCCCUUCCCAGAUGUGUACAAAUAUGUUCAAGUAUCUUGCAUCCUAAAAACCAAACAAAAUUCAACCCCAACCCAUUUUUUCCCUAUAUCAUCUCCCUUUGUAGCCAGUUUUUGCAGGAUCUUAGUUCCCCAACCAGGGAUCAAAACCGGGUCCUCGGCAGUGAAAGCACAGAGUCCUAACCACUGGACCACCAGGGGAUUCCCACAUUGGCUCCAAUUCUUAACUCUCUUCCUCAACCCAUUGAGGUCCCUCUCCCAACACACUAUCAAAUCUGUCUUUACCAAGCACACCAGUGACAUUGGUCACUAAAUCUCCUCUUUAGCUGGCUCCUUUCCUCCAAACCAUUUCUUCCCUGAAUCAGGAUGGGUUUGAAUAUAGCAGUUGAGGAUGUUGAAAAUAGAGCAGGUAAAUAUGUUGAUGUCCUUUGGCUGCAGCUAGAGUACAAAUAAUUUCUCCUUUCAGCUUCUGAAUCUCUCAUGAAAUAAAGAUUUGGAGGAACUUUCUCCCUACCUCUGAAGUUUAUGAGAUUAGAAGACCUAAAAUUCUGGUCAGUCAUGUGACACUAUGGCCAUGUCUUGUAUGGUUGGGCAUGAGUUCAGCCUGUGAUGAAGAGGGCCUUGAACAGCUGGGGAUGAGUUUGGAAGGACUGGUUUCUCUGUCUCUGGAGUUUUCUUAGAAUCUUGGGUAAAAUGAUUUUUCCUCAUUACCUCUGAAGGGUAUCCAUGACCAUUUUUUGGAUGUGUGAUCAAGGAGACUGUACCCCCAUGUGCUUUCUUUCCUCUUAGCAUAAAGAAUCUCUGGAUCAGAUCUGGCAGCACCUUGAGAUCCUGAGAGUGAAAGUGAACUAGGCUUCUCUGAGCCUUGGUCUUCCAUUGCUGUUCUACUUGCCUCAGAACUGUUCACCUUUUUAAUCCAUCAUACACACCACUAUUUGCUUUUCUUGAAAUACUGCUUUUAUUAUCUCACACACAGAUAUGCAAACUCACAUUCAGAAAGUAGCCAGUGGCUGCCCGUUACCUAAAGUAAAAGUUCUUGUCUUGGCAUUUAGUUUGAGGUCUGGUCUAAUUACUGUCCCUAAACAGCUAAUGCAUUGUCCUGACUCUUAUCUCAGGCCCCCCGAUCCCCUGUGGCAUUCAGAGUCCCCACCGCUUAAACUAACUGUUUCUUUAAACACAGGCCACGUGUCUGACAGGUUCUGAAGGGCACACACUCAAUUCUUUAAAGGAAAAUGCCUUGUCGCUUUUUUUUUUUUACAUUGUUCAUUGUAAGAAAAAUUCAAACACUGACGCAUGACUUGUUUGAAUGAACAAACCAAAGUCCUUUGUUUCUCCAGUCUCACAGCUUACAGGAAGCCAUUAUUACAUUGUAAAUCUUUUAUGCAUGUUCUCCUUUUUUCUUCACACUCCCUACGCAUUUAGCUUUUUGAAAGCAGGGAACUACGUUUUUGUAUCCCCUCUCCUCCAACCCAGACCUAGAUUUACACAUAUAUUUUUGUUCAAUAAAUGUUUGAAUGAAUGUCCGAGUUUAUAAUUUUCUAGUUUUGUGGCAGUUGUUGAAAACUAUAGUCAUCACAGGAGCACAGUAUGUGUAAUUUCCUUUCUUUUCUUUCCCUUCCAGAUAUAACCAUAAACUAGUCACUGCAGAAAAAAAUUCAGGUCAAAUUAUAUUUUGCUUGCUUGGUCAAAGUAUCCAUUUAUUUCAAAUUAAACUUGGUGACUGGUUUCUAGUUGAGUGUUUUUGUUGUUUUGGCUGUGCCGCACAGCUUGUGGGAUCUUAGUUCCCUGACCAGGGAUCCAGCCCGGGCCCGGAAGUGAAAGUGCCAGUGUUCUAACCACUGGACCUCCAGGGAAUUCCCUCUAGUUAAGUAUUUUAAUGAUUCCCAUUUGAAAUUCAGUUGUUUGCCAGAAAGUGGUGCUUCAUGUUACAUCUAAAUGUAACUGCUCUCUAGCACUUUCUUGGGGUCUUCUUACCCACCCCCUGCCACCCCCAGUCAGGGUUGUUUUAUAUACAUUUGGCUGGUGCACACAAUUUUGGUAAUUUAUAUUUUGCCAGAAGAUCAUCCAUUUCAUCUAGGUUUUCCAAUAUCCUACCCUAAAUUCCUACCCUAAUGAAAUGGUCUCUAAUUCUUUUCAUCUCUUCUGAUUCUAUGGUUAUGUUCUAUUUCUCAUUCCCAUUCUGGUUAAUCUUUCUUUUUCUUAAUAAGGCUCUAAACAAGUUUAUCGGCUUUAUUGCUCAUUUCAAAGAAAUUAGCAUUUGAAUUUAUCUCUUCUUUUUAAUUUUUCCAUGUUUUUUUUUUUAAGUAUUUAUUUGGCUGCACUGGGUCUUAGUUGCGGCACGCAGGAUCUUCGUUGCAGCAUGCGGGAUCUUUUUUUUUAGUUGCAGCACGAGGGAUUUUUAGUUGCAGCGUGCGAACUCUUAGUUGCAGCAUGUGGGAUCUAGUCCCCCUGCAUUGGGAGCGCGGAGUCUUAGCCACUGUGCCACCAGGGAAGUCCCAUUAAUUAGUUUUUAUCUUUACUGAUUCCCUCUUCUUUGCUUCUUUGGGUUUAUUUUACUAUGAUUUUAAAGUCUCUUGGGACUUCCCUGGAGGCACAGUGGUUAAGAAUCCGCCUGCCAAUGCAGGCGACACGGGUUCGAGCCCUGGUCCGGGAAGACCCCACUUGCCGCGGAGCAACUAAGCCCGUGCGCCACAACUACUGAGCCUGCGCUCUAGAGCCCGCGAGACACAACUACUGAAGCCCGCGCACCUAGAGCCCGUGCUCUGCGACAUGAGAAGCCACCGCAAUAAGAAGCCCAUGCACUGCAACGAAGAGUAGCCCUCGCUCGCUGCAACUAGAAAAAGCCCGAGAGCAGCAACAAAGACCCAACACAGUCAAAAAUAAAUAAAAAUUAAUUAAUUAAUUUUUAAAAAAAGAAAAUUCAGCUCAAAAAAAAGUUUCUUAAGGUGACUUAAAUUGUUUUAUAUCUAUUUCAUUAACAAGUGAGGUAGUUAAGGUUAUACAUUUUCAAGCAUGGCUGUUGCUAGGUCCUAUAGAUUUUACCACGAAGUGUUCUGUUUAUUGCCUGUCCCUAAACAGCUAAUGAAUUGUCCAAAUUCUUAUCUCAGGCUUUCCUGAUCCCCCCUGCAGAAUUCAAGAGUUUGUAAUUUCGCUUUUGAUUUCCUCUUUUGAUCCAGCUGGAUUCUUUUCUUUCUGAUUUUUACUAGUUUGCUCAAGUUCUAGUGCAUCCUAUUUUUUCCCUUGUUAAUUUGGACGUUCUACUGUACUUUUCCAUUCUCAUAAUGGUUACCUUACCUAGAACUCAUAAUCAGACGCAUGUUUCUCUCAUUAUUGGAAGAGAAGAUGGCAGUGAUUUCCUCUAUCAACAAGUCCUUUUUCCCCUACCCCAGUAAACUACAACCUUACAUUUCUUUUUACUCCUCCGCAGGAAUUGCUUUCUAUUUACUAAUGGACACGCAUAGGCCGGUGGUUGGGAAUAUUUUCUCCCUGUGGGUAACUUCCUCCUCAGCUGUGAUCCUCUAAUCAGGUCUGGUAAGAUGUAACUAGAAAACAGAACGUAGAGGAGGAAAUGCUGCAAAGAGGCCACGCACAGGCUGGAAUUUCCCUGACGUUUAAAUCGGCUUGGACGGCCCCUGGACCUACAACUGAACAGAAAAGCGAGGCCCUUCAGCCGUUAAGCCAAAAGGCCCGCUCAUGCCGGCCCCGCUCCACUGCCCAAGGACUGCGAUUCCCAGAGGCCUCCGCGACCGGAGAGGCCGCGGCCGCGGGUGCGCAGGCGCACACCUGCCCCCGCGUGUGGGCUGGAAGCGCGCUGCGCCGAAGUGGUCAGAUGGGAGCUCCGGGUCUUGCGAGGAUACACAGGAUCAAGAGAAGAUUAUGAUGAUGGAGCCAAAGGAAGAGGAACAGUCUUGGGAGUAUGAGACCAGGCUACAUGGGAACCACUCUCCCAGUCAGGAGAUCUUCCGCCAGCGCUUCAGGCAGCUCUGCUACCAGGAGACUCCUGGUCCCCGGGAGGCCCUGAGCCGACUAAGGGUACUCUGCUGUGAGUGGCUAAGGCCCGAGAGGCACACCAAGGAGCAGAUCCUGGAGUUACUGGUGCUGGAACAAUUCCUGACCAUCCUACCAGAGAAGCUCCAGUCCUGGGUGCGGGGACAUCACCCUAAGAGUGGAGAGGAGGCUGUGACUGUGCUGGAGGAUUUAGAGAAAGAACUUGAUGAACCAGGACUGCAGGUCCCAGGCCCGGCACACGGACCUGCACAGGAAGAGCCGUGGGAGGAGAAGGAACCUGUGGGGGCAGCCCAGGAGAAACCAAGCAUCCAGCUCCAGCCUAAGGAGACCCAGCCUUUCCCAGAGAGCGAACAGGUAUAUUUACAUUUUCCAUCAGUUGUUGCAGAAGAUGAUGCAGAGCCCAAGGACAAAGGGUCGUUGCCAGAACCACCCAUUACUGACGUGGAAUCACAGGUGCUCAGAGAAAAACUCACCACCAGCACCUCUACAUUUGAAGCUGCCUCUGAAGUUGAGGCCCCUUUAGAGCAGCAGCAGAGAAAUCUCAAAGGGGAAAGACUGAAGCAGUCCCCCGCUCAGGGGAAAAGCUUCAGGCAGAUGGUUGCCACCCUUAAGACAACUCCCACAGGGAAGAAAGACCAUGAAUGCAGUGAAUGUGGUAAAGCCUUCAUUUAUAACUCACACCUUAUAAUCCACCAGAGAAUCCAUUCUGGAGAGAAACCCUAUAAGUGCAGUGACUGUGGGAAAACUUUCAACCAGAGCUCAAACCUCAUUCAGCAUCAGAGAAUUCAUACAGGAGAGAAACCCUACGAAUGUCAUGCGUGUGGGAAGUCCUUCAGGUGGAGUGCUCAUCUUGUUCAACAUCAGAGGGUUCAUUCAGGGGAGAAGCCCUACGAGUGUAAUGAGUGUGGGAAGGCCUUCAGUCAAAGCUCAUAUCUAAGUCAGCAUCUGAGAAUCCACAGUGGAGAGAAACCUUUCCUAUGUAAAGAAUGUGGGAAGGCCUACAGAUGGAGUUCUGAGCUUAUCAGACAUCAGAGAGUUCAUGCCAGAAAAGAGCCUUCCCAAUGGACUGUGGGUGAGAAAGUCUCCAGACAGAAUUGUACUUUUGUCUAAUCAGUUUUAGGACUCUAUUCCAUAAAAGUUAUAAGCACCUUAA